Molecule: messenger RNA, 4016 nt
Organism: Thalassophryne amazonica
Lineage: Eukaryota; Metazoa; Chordata; Actinopteri; Batrachoidiformes; Batrachoididae
Gene: pcdh10a
Product: protocadherin 10a
Exons: 5
Coding region: 466-3588 (1040 amino acids)
Biological process (GO): homophilic cell-cell adhesion
Cellular component (GO): plasma membrane
Molecular function (GO): calcium ion binding
Source: RefSeq, a predicted model, not a curated record
UACGCACACAGAGAAAGUCCUGUUAGUCGCUUUUCUUUACGGACAGUUUGUUACAGACUAAGUGGAGAAGUAAAUAGGAGUGUUCACUGUCUGGUGCACCUCGUGCGGAUUUUUCCUAUUUUGUUUGUGACUUUCUCUGCAGAGGCAGCCUGCUCUGGGGCGCAUGCGGGGAGUGCUGGCUGUGCGUCCUGGCUCCAGCUUGCAAUGUUUGCGCUGACGCCAAAAGUCACAGACCGGUGCAGAAUUGAUUAAACGGAGCUGCUCGGAUCAAAUGGCUGUCCUCGCAGCUGAAUCGACACGAUGUUGCUCUGAGCCAAGGCAGAGGAGAGGAAUUUCACAAGCGAGCAGCCUUGUCGCUAUUAAUUUCAUUGCCUUUUUACGGACAGAUGAGGUGGGAGAUGCUCAUUUCUAUUAAGAAAAAGGAAUAACACUUUUUUUCGUCUCGAAGUGCACUUUUCCAAAAGGAUGGAGAUGCUUUGGUUCGUAAUUCUGCUGUGCGUCCUGGAUGGAGCGCUCUCUCAGCUGCAUUACUCAGUGCCAGAGGAGCAGGAGCCUGGCUCCGUGGUUGGGAAUAUUGCAGAGGAUUUGGGACUGGACAUUACUAAACUUUCUGCUCGCCGCUUCCAGACGGUGCCUAGUUCACGGACGCCGUACCUGGAGGUGAAUUUAGAAAACGGCGCGCUCGUCGUGAAGGAGAAAAUCGACCGUGAAGAAAUCUGUAAGCAGACCAUCCCGUGCCUACUGCACCUGGAGGUGUUUCUGGAGAACCCGCUGGAGCUCUUUCGCGUGGAGAUCGAGGUCAUGGAUAUCAACGACAAUCCCCCCAGUUUCCCCGAGACGGACAUUUCUGUGGAGAUAUCAGAGAGCGCCAUCCCCGGGACCCGGUUCCCGGUGGAGAACGCUUUCGACCCUGACGUGGGCACGAACGCGCUCAGCACAUACGCAAUAACGAAUAAUAACUAUUUUUACCUGGACGUGCAGACGCAAAGCGACGGGAACAAGUUCGCGGAGCUGGUGCUGGAGAAGCCGCUGGACCGGGAGCAGCAGGCGGUGCACCGCUACGUGCUGACAGCUGUGGAUGGAGGCGUCCCACAGCGGACCGGGACUGCGCUCCUGGUGGUGAAAGUUUUGGACUCCAACGAUAAUGCGCCCACGUUUGACCAGUCUGUGUACACGGUGAACCUGCGGGAAAACUCUCCCGUGGGCACCUUGGUGAUUCAGCUGAACGCCACAGACGUUGACGAGGGACAAAACGGGGAAAUAGUUUAUUCAUUCAGCAGCCACAACGCUCCGCGGAUAAAGGACCUGUUCAAUAUCGACGCCAGAACAGGUAGAAUCGAGGUGGCGGGUGAGGUGGACUAUGAAGAGAGCAACACGCACCAAAUUUAUGUCCAGGCCAAAGAUCUGGGAGCGAACGCGGUCCCCGCGCACUGUAAAGUCCUGGUUAAACUCGUGGAUGUGAACGAUAACACACCUGAGAUCGCUUUCAGCACUGUGACCGAGUCAGUGAGCGAACAGGAUGCUCCCGGUACCGUGAUUGCACUUUUCAGUGUCUCGGACCGGGAUUCUGGCGACAAUGGGCAAAUGAGCUGCGAAAUUCUGGGCGAUGUCCCCUUCAAGCUGAAAUCAUCUUUUAAAAAUUAUUACACCAUCGUUACCGACGGCCCACUGGACAGAGAGAGCACAGACUCGUACACCAUCACCGUGCUGGCCAAAGACAGAGGUCAGCCUUCGUUGGCCACCAGCAAGUCCAUCAAAGUGCACGUCUCGGACGAGAACGACAACGCGCCCCGCUUUACGCAGGCCGUUUAUGAUGUGUACGUAACCGAGAACAACGUACCAGGUGCUUUCAUCCACGCAGUGAGUGCUUUGGAUCCCGAUAUUGGACAGAACGCUGUUAUCACCUAUUCCAUAUUGGAGUGCGACAUCCAGGGCAUGUCUGUGGACACGUAUGUGUCCAUAAACCAGGACACCGGCUACCUUUACGCGCUGCGCUCCUUUGAUUACGAGCAGCUGAAGGAGUUCAACUUCAUGGUUCAGGCUAAGGACUCGGGCGCAGUGGAGCUCAUUUCUAACGCCACUGUAAAUGUGAUCAUUGUGGACCAGAAUGACAACGCCCCCACCGUGAUCGCACCCGUGGGUAAGAAUGGCACAGCUAGAGAGCACCUGCCACGCUCUGCUGAGCCCGGAUACCUGGUGACGCGCAUUGUGGCCAUGGAUGCGGAUGAUGGCGAGAACGCACGGCUGUCCUACAGCAUCCUGAGGGGCAACGAGAUGGGCAUGUUCCGCAUGGACUGGAGGACAGGGGAGCUGAGGACAGCCCGUAGGAUCUCUCCAAAGAGGGACCCGCAGGGCUAUUAUGACCUCUUGAUCGAAGUGAGGGACCAUGGUCAGCCUCCGCUCUCCUCCUCCGCCAGUGUCAGUGUCGUCCUGGUGGACAGUGUGGUGGAAGGCCGCAGCGGGGAUCGAGGGUCGGCCUCCAGAGUGAAGGAGACGUCAUUGGACCUCACCCUCAUCCUCAUUAUCGCCCUGGGCUCCGUUUCAUUCAUUUUCCUCUUGGCUAUGAUCAUACUGGCCGUGCGCUGCCAAAAGGACAAGAAGCUGAACCUGUACACGUGCCUGCUGGCCGGUGACUGCUGCCUGUGCUGCAGCUCGUGCUGCAGCCGACAGGCUCGCGGGCGCAAACAGAAGAAGCUGAGCAAAUCCGACAUCAUGUUAGUUCAGAGCACCAACGUGACGUCAGGGGUCGGGCCCGUGGGGCAGGUGCCCGUGGAGGAGUCUGGUGUGGGCGGUGUGGGAGGGGGCUUUGGCUCCCACCACCACCAGAACCAGAACUCCUACUGCUACCAAGUGUGCUUGACACCGGAGUCCGCCAAAACGGAUCUGAUGUUCCUGAAACCGUGCAGCCCCUCCCGCAGCACUGACACGGAUCACACCAACCCCUGCGGGGCCAUCGUCACGGGUUACAGUGACCAACAGCCUGACAUCAUAUCCAAUGGCAGUAUUCUCUCCAGUGAGACAAAACACCAGCGAACAGAACUCAGCUACCUGGUGGACAGACCCAGACGUGUCAACAGUUCGGCAUUCCAAGAAGCAGAUAUUGUGAGCUCGAAAGACAGUGGUCAUGGUGACAGUGAGCAGGGUGACAGUGACCACGAUGCCACCAACCGGGGUCACUCAGCCGGCGCUGAUUUGUUCUCAAACUGCACGGAGGAGUGUAAGGCCUUGGGGCACUCUGACCGCUGCUGGAUGCCGUCCUUUGUGCCAUCCGACGGCCGCCAGGGGCCAGAUUACCGCAGCAACCUGCACGUACCCGGCAUGGAUGCUACACUGCCCGACACUGAGGUACCCUCGUCCGUCAACCUCUCCGACCAACUCACCAUGAGUUCGUCCACUGCUUCGUCCAACGAUAGGUCAUUCUCCACCUUUGGCAAGGACGGUCAAAGGUCACAGUCACACCACAGCCUUCACCAUCACUUCCAUCAGCAACAGCAGCAGUACAGCUCCAGCACGCUAGAGAGGAAAGAGUACGAUAGGGGGACGCUUCCAUACAAAUCCACCUUUCUCUCCCACAAAAGGAUUUGCUAGCUCGUUCCAUGUGGACCUGUCGGAGACAGCGUGAAUUUCUGUAGUAGACCACCAACACUUAUGUUAAAGACAGAAAUAACAUAAAACAAAGAGUGGCCUGGACAACAGCAACCUCGGUUAAACUUCAUUAUCUCGAGCGGCAAUCUGUAACGAAGCCCUGGCGGUGGUUGCUAAGGGAGCAAGGAGACAUAAAUUCUGAGUAGCUGUAAACCUCUGAGGAGAAAUCUAAGGCCUUAUUCCUCUCAGCAGGACUGAGACUAGGGCCAAAAACACUCAACAAUGUGAAGAUUAGAAUAUCAUCAGCAGCGAACAGAGAGGAACUCAAACAUAAGGAUUACGACACAAGUGAGAUGAAGAGGGACGAUCAACUCAAAAGGGUUUUUUUUUUAGCCUCCAGAGAGCUGUGUGCCUGUUUACAUGAAGAAAAA